Messenger RNA from Linum tenue, 204 nucleotides. Lineage: Eukaryota; Viridiplantae; Streptophyta; Magnoliopsida; Malpighiales; Linaceae. The record is from the annotation of a GenBank genome assembly.
GUGCUGGUUACCACCUUAGCAAAAUAUCGUUCAACACCUAGGGUAUACAUUGGAUGCAUGAAAUCCGGACCGGUUCUAUUUCAGAAAGGGGUGAAGUACUAUGAGGCCGAGCACUGGAAAUUCGGGGAAGAAGGGAACAAGUACUUUAGGCAUGCAACUGGCCAACUCUAUGCCAUCUCCAAAGAUCUGGCUGCCUAUAUCUCC